GUUCCCCAUUUCACUAAUAUAAAUUAAUAAUUGUAAAGCCUUCCCAACUUCCAUUUUGUUUCUUUAAAGAGACUACUCAAAGGCCGAAUCGAUAAAACCCCCGAUAAUCUAUUGAGCUUCAAUAGCAGAUAUAUUAAAAUCAAUGUUUCUGAUGUGAUAAUCCUCCUCAGUAUUCUUGUUGUGUCCAAAAGUACCACGACAAGUGUGUUGCAAAUCUGGGAACAUCUUCACUUCCUGAAUUCAUAAAUUGUGUCAUCUUAUCGACCAAAUAUGUUUAUCCAAUCCUUGACUUAGAACAGUUGCACUGUUGGACGUGUUGAUUUAUCAUUUUAAUUGAAAAUUAAUUGAGUGGCAAUUAAUUCAACAGAAACUUUAUGUUAACGAGGGGUUACGCCACUCAGGCUUUCCAUGAAGAAAUGGACUUCCCCCUGGCAUACUCUAUCGUCGCCCACCAUAAGGUCGAGAACUUUGAGCGGCUCUUGCGAGCCAUCUACGCGCCCCAGAACGUGUACUGCGUCCAUGUCGACACAAAAGCCCAAGCUACCGUAGCAGCCGCCAUCGCCAACAUCGCUUCCUGUUUCCCCAACGUCUUCAUGGUCAGUCAACCCGUGAAAGUGGUCUACGCCGGCUGGACUCGGGUGCAGGCGGACCUCAACUGCAUGUCGGAUCUGCUGAACGUCAGCACGGAGUGGAAGUAUUUCAUCAACCUCUGUGGGCAGGACUUCCCCAUGAAGACCAACCUGGAGAUGGUGCGGGACCUGAAGGCUCUGGAUGGGGCAAACAGCAUACAUUUUAACCCCUUUCCCCAGAAUCAGAAAUGGAGAGUGACAACCACUUGGGCCCCGGUGAACGGACAUUUACAGUCCACAGGGAAGGCCAGGGGGCCGGCGCCCUUCGAUCUUUCUGUGUUGAAGGGCAGCGCCUACAUUAUCGCCUGCCGGGGAUACAUCAACAGUGUGCUGACAGACAGCCGCAUCCAUGAGCUGAUCGAGUGGUGCAAAGACGCUUACAGCCCAGACGAGAUCCUCUGGGCCACCUCCCAACAAAUGCCCGGAGUUCCGGGUUCCAUGUCGGCCACUUCUCACGUGUAUCACGGAAUUUCGAUUGCACGGCUGGUGCUGUGGAUUGGCGAGGCCAAGUGUCACGGCAAUUUUGUGCGGGAGGUAUGUGUGUUCGCUGUCGCAGACCUGCCUUGGAUCCUGAGCCAUCAUCACCUGUUCGCGAACAAGUUUGACGUGGAAUCGGAUUCAGUCGCCGUCUUCUGUCUGGAGGAGUACCUGCGGGAGAAGAGGCUGGCGGAAAUUGAGAGUGAUGGGAAAUGAUCGCCUCCCAUGUCUAAUGAAGUGUCCUUUUGUUGUUCCGAAAGAGGUUAGCUAAUUAUAGUGCCUGUAUUGGUCCAUAUGUUAUUGCAAAAAUACUAAUGGAUGC
Gadus macrocephalus (Pacific cod) is the source of this 1428-nucleotide messenger RNA. RefSeq names its product beta-1,3-galactosyl-O-glycosyl-glycoprotein beta-1,6-N-acetylglucosaminyltransferase-like. Bases 375 to 1322 code for a protein of 315 amino acids. Gene Ontology annotation, cellular component: membrane. The record is from RefSeq and is a predicted model, not a curated record. NCBI's taxonomy places the organism in Eukaryota, Metazoa, Chordata, Actinopteri, Gadiformes, Gadidae. The transcript has 3 exons. Gene Ontology annotation, molecular function: beta-1,3-galactosyl-O-glycosyl-glycoprotein beta-1,6-N-acetylglucosaminyltransferase activity.